GUUCAAUCUCACUUUGUUAUCCUCAUUUUUUAAGGAUUGGUCUGGUUUCGUAACCAAACAUGCCCAAUAGGUCAUUUGCUAUAGCAGGGGGUGUUUGGCUUCAGCGCCGAAGGAGAUGCGCUAAAGAUGAGCAGCAGUAGGAGAGGGCAGCCACCAAAGCACCAAAACACGUACGCCUGGAAACCCAACGCCGGUCGCAAGAUCAACGAAACCGAGGUGGGAGGCAAGUUCAGGCCGUACUCGGAGAUUACCGGAGUGUGCUCUCGCUGUAAAGAUCAAAUCGACUGGAAACGCAAGUACGGCAAAUACAAACCCCUCAUCGAGCCCGCCAAAUGCCAACGAUGUUCUAAACGAACCGUUCGUCAGGCUUAUCACAAUCUAUGUCCUGCUUGUGCUAAGGAGCAAAAUGUCUGUGCAAAGUGUUCGUGCCAAGUUGGGCGGAUAAUUGGGAGAGAUAGUUCAGAAGUGGAGGCUGAGCAAAAGACACUUGAGGAGGCCAUUAAGAAUGCUCGAGAGAGGGAUAGAAGAACUCUACUACGAGCUAUGAACAAAGGAAAGACUAAUUCAGCUAAAACGCCUGUCAACAACGAAAGCAAAGCUGGGGAAUUGUUGGCAGUUUCCUCACUUGAGAAAUUCACAGAAUUAAGCAGGGAUGAUGAGAAGAAGGAGGAGGAGGAUGAUGAUGAUGAUGAUGAAGAAGAAGAAGAAGAAGAAGAAGAAGAUGAUGAGGACCAAAUUAUUAACUGAAAGGGGGCCUGAAAAAUAAUUCAAGUGCAAUUUUUGGUAUGUGAUGCUCCAACCAACACCCUUCAUACUUGUUCGGUACAGAUUAAGCUUUUGUUGCCUCUGUAUUGACAGUCACGACAAAUUUCAUGCUGAUAUAAAAAAUAGGAGUCUUUUUUUUGUUUUUUUUUUUUUGGGGAGGGGGGGGGGGGGG
Molecule: messenger RNA, 937 nt
Organism: Ilex paraguariensis (yerba mate)
Lineage: Eukaryota; Viridiplantae; Streptophyta; Magnoliopsida; Aquifoliales; Aquifoliaceae
Source: the annotation of a GenBank genome assembly